Molecule: messenger RNA, 1436 nt
Organism: Paramecium pentaurelia
Lineage: Eukaryota; Ciliophora; Oligohymenophorea; Peniculida; Parameciidae
Source: the annotation of a GenBank genome assembly
UAAUGUUUACUUAAUAAAGACUUGAUCAAUAAGAGACAUUAAGAAAUGAAUAUUAAUAAACAAGACCUAUUUCUUAGUAAUUUGCAUACACAAGUGGAGUGUAACAAGUAAAAUAUGGAUGAAUUUAUUAUUAUAGGUUCCUUAUGUGAAUCAAUAAGUUUAACAAGAAGAAUUUGUAUUUGAUGGAAGAAAUUAAGCAUUUAAUCAAUAAGGAGUCCAAUUUCCUAAUAAUUUUGUGACAGCAUAAGUUACAAACUAUCCCACUAUAAAUGUAAAGUUUAUCUAUUAAAUUAUUAGCCAUGCAAUCCUUGUUAGGCAUCACCAUUACAUAUGCAAAUUGUAGUAGUAAAUAGAGAAGAAAUAGAAGCUCCCUGGAGAUUGGAAUGUGAGUAUCUUUAAUCAGUUAUUACUGAACUUGAAUCUAGAUAAUUAGAAACAAAGAUUGUUGAGAAAGUAAUUGAAAAAGAAAAGAUUGUUAAAGAUACUGAAUCUAUUACUUAAUUAGAAAAUGAAUUGAAUAGAUUAAGAUUAAGUAAUUAAUAAGAUGUAAGUGAUUUGAGAAGAUAAAUUUCUGAAUUAUAGAUGUAAAAUGCAAAUUUGAAUUCUUAAUUAAAACAAAAAGAUUAAGAACUAUUACUCAUAAAAACUAGUUCAAGUUCUAGUGAAUCAAGAUAUAGAUAAUUAGAAUCAGAACUUUAAAAUUGGAAGAAUCAAUGCAGAAGUAAAGAUUAAGAAUUAGCUAUGUUAAGAGAUUAAAUUUAGGAUUUAUAAGAUGCAAAUAGUAAAUUAUCAAUGGAAUUAAAUUCUCUUAAAUUAAUUAUAUAAUAAAAGGAUAAUGAAUUAGAAAAAUAUAGAAUUACUUCACUAGAAUUAAGAUCAGCAGCUAGUGAAAGUAGAGAUGCUUAAUCAAGAAUUAGAGAAUUAGAAAUGGAAGUAAAUAAUUUGAAGAGUUUAUUAUAUUAAAGAACUACUGAAUGUGAAGAUCUAAGAAAUUAAUUAGCUCUUAAUGAUAAAGAAUAUAGUUCAAAACUUAAUUAAUAUAGAUUUUAAAUAAGUGAUUUAGAGUAAGAAAUUUUAAGAUUGAAAACUGAAAUUGAAAAAUUAAGAUAAAUGUUAGCUAAUAAAGAUCAUGAAAUUGAUGAUUUACAUUUAAGAAUUUAAUAUUUGGAAGAAUAAGGAACUACUGUUGUCUAAGAAAAGGUUACUUUCUUAAGUUCUGAAAUUGAAGUUUGGAAAUAGAAAUUCAUUAAGAUUAAUCAUGAUUAUAAUGAAUGUUAAGAAUAAUUGAUGAUGGCAUAAGCAGAAUUAGAAGCUCUUUAGAAAUAAUCAAAGAAAGUAUAUUUAUAAUAUUAAUUAUAAUUAGGAAGUAGUUGUUGAAAAGAGAACUGUAACAAGAUCAACUGUUGGAAGCAGUAGUAUUCAAAAAUAAUAUUGAU